Mesorhabditis belari is the source of this 573-nucleotide messenger RNA. Lineage: Eukaryota; Metazoa; Nematoda; Chromadorea; Rhabditida; Rhabditidae. The record is from the annotation of a GenBank genome assembly.
AUGUCCGCCGUUCGAUCGAGCCUCUUUUUUGUCCUACUUUACUUAAUUGGAUCGAUAGUGUGCGAGAGCAGCUCAACUAGCGCUAAUCCAACUGCAUCAACAACAAUGACACCGCCAACGAUGACAGCAGCAAUCGAAACAACCACAGCAAUGGAUUUGGGUGGAGGAUCGACGUCAAAUGCAGCUCAAACCUCAUCAGCACCAAUCGAUUCCAAAUCUGCCUCCACUGCACCUCCUGUUCCAACAAUGGCCACCACCAUAGAACCAACGAGCCAACCAACAGCCAGCCAAGGACCAACAUCGAGCGGGGAUUCGUCGACGAUAACAACAACAACAACAACAACAACAACAUCAACAACAACGACAACAACGACAACGACAACGACAACAACAACAACAACUCCUACUGCAAUGCCGCCCUCAUCGCAAACAACAAUCGCUGAUGGAACUGUUAAAACCGACGCCCCUAUGCCGACAUCAAUGGUCAACAAGAAGAAAGGGGCGUUCACCGGGAUCUAUCCGGUGUCCUUUCGAGACCCAGACAUGGGUAAGCUUUCUUCUUCAUGUACUUUG